Procambarus clarkii (red swamp crayfish) is the source of this 5487-nucleotide messenger RNA. The record is from RefSeq and is a predicted model, not a curated record. Lineage: Eukaryota; Metazoa; Arthropoda; Malacostraca; Decapoda; Cambaridae.
GACUAAAAAUUUCCUGCCCCCCCCCCCCCCCCCCCCGGCCGGCCAGAUCGAUGGGUGUGCGUACGGGAGGUGUGGCUGCCGGGAGGAGAGUCCGGCUCUUCUCUCUCUCCCCUUAGUGUUGUGAGGGGAAGGGGGGAAACUUCCCCUCUCUCUUUACUCAUUUCUACACUUAUGAGUGGUCCUCCCCCGGUGGGAGUUAUCAUGAGGUGGGAUAACUCUGGGUUGAAUAUGGGUUAAUGGGGAGGAUAGGUUUAGGGAUAACAUACUGGGUAGCUAGGAUAAUGCUCUCUCAGGCGCCGGGACCGUUGCCAAAGCGGCAUUUUUGAACUCUUUAUUCUCUCUCAUUUCUUCAUUAGUUCCCUUCUUGAUGUUAGGUUUCCCCCCGCUCUUAGUCACGCCCGUGUCUUGCUAGAAAAUCCCGGCUGCGCUUUCUCGCAAGAUAUUAUUUUCCAGAAUGAGGAUGAGUGUGAGAAACAAAAGCCGUAUUAGGCAACUGUGCCGCUCUCGGCCGCACAGAGCCGUGUCGUCCCCUCAGUUUGGUUGUGACAUUGUUCGGGGGAGGAUCGCCGCCGCGUUCUCCCGGUAUUAUGUUGAAAGUGUAGACUCAUUGACAGUUAGUUCGUCUUGUAGCGGUGAUUUUUUGUUUUGUUUUAACAUUUUUGAUUAAAACUUUGAAUUUCUGUAUUUUUGGGGGGUCGACAGCCGCGCGGAAAGUUGCUGAGCUAAGCAGCCAGCUGUGUGAGGUGAAGGGUACUAGUACUUAGUAAGAAAUGGGGGAAGAUGCUUCUGUAUGAGGAAGCCAAGCAUGAGGUGUGACCGUCUACCAAGGAAGGUACAGUCCCCCCUCAAAAAGAAAACCCGCUCUCAAAAUAUACACCUUGUAGCCGAGCCUAGUGUAACCUGGUUGAUACCUGGUUGAUGGGGUUCUGGGAGUUCUUCUACUCCCCAAGCCCUGCCCGAGGCCAAGUUUGACUUGAGAGAACCUGGUGGAUUAUAGACAAGGUAGCCGAGCCUGGCCUUGGUAACCUGGCCUUGGUAGCCUGGCCUUGGUAGCCUGGCCUUGGUAGCCUGGCCUGGUAGCCUGGCCUUGGUAGCCUGGACUUGGUAGCCUGGCCUGGUAGCCUGGCCUGGUAGCCUGGUGCUUGACGCCUCGUCCAUGUGGUGGUACCUGGUCGACCAGCUGCUACAUGUCACCCCAGCCGACCUCGUCAACUGGUUCUUCACCCUGUUGAUAGUCAUCUUCAUCCUGCUCACACUCCUGCUUGUUCCGGCGUUCAUGCGAGGGCUCUAGGGCGCAGAAUGGGCGCUCAAAGCGCUCACACCAAUGGGAACUUAACCUGAGCCCCCCCCAUGUUGGGAAUUUCUUCGUCUGUUCUCACAAUAAUGCGGUGUUUUUGGCAUGUACAGCUCAAAGCAAACAGCGAAUAUAUUGAGAAGACAGUGGACGUUUCUUGGCAACAGUAGCAAAAGCCAGACGUUAAUAGUAUUAAAAAUAAAAUGAAUAAAGCUAUUUAAACGGUAAAUUAGUAGCGGCAGCAGUAGUUGUUGUCUAUGAGUUAGUUGUACCGGAAGGUCCCAGGAGCCAGCGAGUUGUACUGAAAGGUCCCAGGAGCCAGCGAGUUGUACUGGAAGGUCCCAGGAGCCAGCGAGUUGUACUGGAAGGUCCCAGGAGCCAGCGAGUUGUACUGGAAGGUCCCAGGAGCCAGCGAGUUGUACUGGAAGGUCCCAGGAGCCAGCGAGUUGUACCGGAAGGUCCCAGGAGCCAGCGAGUUGUACCGGAAGGUCCCAGGAGCCAGCGAGUUGUACCGGAAGGUCCCAGGAGCCAGUGAGUUGUACCGGAAGGUCCCAGGAGCCAGCGAGUUGUACCAGAAGGUCCCAGGAGCCAGCGAGUUGUACUGGAAGGUCCCAGGAGCCAGUGAGUUGUACUGGAAGGUCCCAGGAGCCAGUGAGUUGUACUGGAAGGUCCCAGGAGCCAGUGAGUUGUACUGGAAGGUCCCAGGAGCCAGUGAGUUGUACUGGAAGGUCCCAGGAGCCAGUGAGUUGUACUGGAAGGUCCCAGGAGCCAUGGUGGCUGCAGCCUGCCUCUGAUAAAACAAAUCUUGAGUGACGCGGUGGUACUCCCCGCCCCGCCUCCCUGAGGGCGACCCGGGUCUGCCCGUGCUCUGGUCCUGCUCUUCCUGUACUGUAGAAAUUAUUCUAAAGCCAUUAACAAAGAAGCCCUGAUAUGAAAUGCUGAAUAAAUGGUCCUCUUGCCUGUGAUAAGCAUCACGAAUUCAGCAUCAGUUGCAGCCAGCUGAGUUGUCUUCAGACGCAGAGGGCUUCUGAAUAAGCUGCAAGCUUGCAUUUGGCAGUCUUAAUGUAUAUUUGGCGACUUAAUUAAUGUUGUUGGACCGACUAGCAAUUCCCCACUCCAGUCAAGCAUAUAAAUGCUGUUCCAUUUAUUGGAGGCCGUAAAUGUCUGUAGCUCCUAGAGUGGACGCGUGAGGGGAGAUUUAUACACCCUCCCCAUACCCACCUCCCACUGAAGCAGCUUUAACCGGAGCGGUCGUUGGAGACGGAACGGUGAGCAGCUGGAGACAAAGGGGGCGAACUAGCGAGGCGUAGUUCGGCUGCUUCAAGACUGACGGCUGGUGGUCGAUGGUGGAACAAGACAAGAAUGGACUUGAGGCACAACCAAACCUUCAGUAAACCCUAGUGGCCAUGGAGUAACUAUCAUUGAAGUCUUAAGAAAAAAAGUUAAAUAAAGGGAAGAAAAUACAUCGAAAAGCAAGAUUUUUGAUAUGUGGAAGACAAUAAGCAGCGAUGUGGAGGCAAAGACACGCUGAAACAAAUGAGGAGAGGGGUGCGUCGUCCAUGGUGUACAGCUUCCCCCCUCGCCCUCUUUUCCCCCUCCCCUAAACUCCCUUCCAUCAGGAUGAGGGGAAGAACGAGGGAAGCGGCGUGUAAGUGAUAAUUCAUUGGGGGAGCAUUGAUGAGUAGGUUCCACUUGAUGACUGACUGUGAGGGGACACUUGUCAGGAUUUAAGUCACGAAUGACUGACUGCAUUUAUAUCGACAGAGACAACCUAAGUGAAUUGACAUGGAAAUCAAGGGCAAGAACUUGUAUAUGAAACAAUUUUCCUCUCCCGAAAGUUAUGGACCAGAAAGGAAUGAAUAUUGAUUAGUUUAAGCGAUCGUAUAAUGUAUAUUCAAACACUUGCACUAGGCAACAUGAUAUGACUGGCUAGGCUACCCAGCCUAUCAUAACCUGGUCGUUCAUGCCUUAAAGACCAGGGACUAGAAAAACUGGUCGAUCAUAUAAUACUUUGCGAGUUUGUCGAGGGUCGAGGCCUCCGGCACACUCCUCCUCGCCUCUUGGGUAAACUAACCAUGGAAACUUGAGAGGGAAUAGUGAUGAGCACCUCUGAGAGGCUUCGAGUGGGUCUUGGAUCCUUUGGGACGCCUUGGAACCCAGUCCGGUGUGCACAAGUGACUCAUUUUGGAUUCAUUUAGAGGCUCGAAAAGGUCUACUCGGUGAUUCUAGCCUGAUCAAUUGAUGCUUGCAAAUUCCUCUUCACCCUCCGGAGAUCCAUUGAACAGGGUGUUCAGCGAGGACUUGGGACGAGGAUCCUGAAGUUUAGAGCCGUAAGUGAAUCGGAUCCUGGGUCAGCCACCUUAAGACUUCAUGUAACUACUUUAGGUUAAGUAAAUGUGUUAGGGAACGGCGUAAUCUACUUGUAGAGUUAAUUUUUUUUUAAUCCCGUGGUGACCAAGUCGAAGGUGAAGCAACCAUCAUUCACUGGAACAGAGUAUAUCUACCAUUCACAAAACGGCUAUUGUUGAAUUGCGGGAUCUUCAGUUUAAAACCGUCUUCACAAGACCCUGAAUGCUGGUGGACUCAACAUGGCAUCUGAGGAGAGAGAGCAGAAUAACAUUAUUAUAUAAAGUGUGUGUGCAGUGAGGGGGAAUACAAUAGCAAAGUAGUCUCCCCUCGUGUGCUGCGCCUAGCAACCCCCUGUUCCUCCCCUCUACCUCACCAGAGAGAGGGGGACGACCCCUCCCAGUCAAUCCUCCCAUGCCAGCCGCGUGUUCCAGGACUGCCGGGAUUGUCUGGUAUUGCGUGUGGGAAGUGAAUACUGAUGUCUUGUGUGGUGGUCAGGGAUUGAAUGCUGUCGUCGCCUGCUAAUGCCAGGCCACUGCCACGGAUGAUAGACAUCUGCUGAAGUGCUGUUUUGUUUGCUCCUUCGUGUGUCAGAGCCGGAAGGCGGGCGCAGCAAAUUCUCGUUCACCCUUAGAAUGUUACAUUAAGGCUCGCGCGAGGAAGAGAAUUGACGCUAUUGUAGUGAACUUGAGGUAGAUAAAACUAGGUUCUUGUAGAAACAAAAGCGUCUUCAGGGGCAAGAAUCUUUAGACACGCAAGCCGGCUAGGAAAGCCAGUGUUAUGUAUUAGCUGGCUUGCCAGACCCCUAAGCCAUGGGCACUAGCAGAGGGGCGUCUGCUGCCUCUGGUCAACAUUACGCCUUAUCUGCUGGACUCUGCUUCCCUCUGAUCCAGUAGGCGGGUCUGCAGACCGCGGUGAGAGGCAGUGGGCGGCAUGGCGCCCAUGUUCUGCACCAAACUCUUCAGCUGGAACAAGCCAGGUAAGGGCAAGAAGGAGAGUGGGUCGAGGCCGCCAUUGGAUACCGUCUUCCCCGAGCCGCAGGAGGAGGGGGAAGCGUGUCCCUAUUGGACCCACGUACAGUGUAACCCACCGCCUCAUAAUUCCUCCUCAGGGCCACUCACGCCCACUCAUGUCCCAUUGCUGCCCGCCCACCAUCCGGCCAGUCCGGUCCACCACCAGCCGGCCACGGCGCCCCGCAGCCCAUCGUCACAUCGACGUGCCGCCCAUGUCCGCAGCCACCAAGUCAAGUGCGGCCAUGACGUCCCUUACUACAACACCAACUACAACACCACCUACAACAGCCCCUACCACAGCCCGCACCACAGCCCGGGGCCCAACAGCCCCGUCAACCACAGCCCCGUUCAUUUUAGUCCGAUACAUCAUCCCUCAAGUCAUCAUAACCAGGGGUACAAGAGCCCAGUACAUCACGCCUCAGGGUACAAGAGCCCGGUACAUCAUGCCUCGGGGUACAACAGCCCGGUACAUCACGCCUCGGGGUACAACAGCCCGGUACAUCACGCCUCAGGGUACAACAGCCCGGUACAUCACGCCUCGGGGUUCAACAGCCCGGUACAUCACGCCUCAGGGUACAACAGCCCUGUUCCCCAUGCCCCGGGGUACAACAGUCCAAUAUCUCACGCGUCGGGGUACAACAGCCCGGUACAGCCGCCCCCGGGGUACACCAACCCGCUGCACCACAGGGGCUACGUCCUGGAAAGUAACUACUGCCAGCCACUUCCCCCGCCGCCGCCACAACGCCCGCCGCCGCCACUACCAGGCCAGGAAGGUAAUGUCUGGGCUACUUUCCCAUCUUACUAUCAUCAGUGUUACCAAUAAUGGGCCUAAUU